Molecule: messenger RNA, 1563 nt
Organism: Acromyrmex echinatior (Panamanian leafcutter ant)
Lineage: Eukaryota; Metazoa; Arthropoda; Insecta; Hymenoptera; Formicidae
Product: CLIP domain-containing serine protease HP8
Biological process (GO): proteolysis
Molecular function (GO): serine-type endopeptidase activity
Source: RefSeq, a predicted model, not a curated record
GUAGAGGAGCUUAGUUGAUUGGCGAUCAGUCGAUCAGUACUGGUUUUGAUCUGACUGUGAUACAUUUGAUCUUGAAUGCGCGACGAGAAUCAUCGGAGCGAACCAGAAAAAUCUCCGCUCGAUCUAUAAGAGAAAGAAAAAGAGAGAAAGAAGAGAAUUUCUAUAAAGCGAGAUUGAUUGGAGAAGAGUUACAUGCUAAUACCACAAAUAAACAUGAUGUCCAUCAGCUUAUUCGUCUUUUUUCUCUCUUUAACAGCAAUUGAUGCACAGAAUAAGUGUUCAAAUUGUGAUGUUAAUUGCGUUAACAUUCGCAAGUGUCCAGAAAUCAUAUCUAUCUUGACAAGUUCAGGCCAGCUUUCUGCAGAAACAUUACAAACCCUUAGAAAUUUGCAAUGUGGUUUCGAAGGCAGCGAUCCGAAAGUUUGUUGCAAUCAGGCACUAAUAACAAUAACGACAGAGGCUUCAAAUCUAGAAAAUCCACCGAAUCCACCAGAUGUGACGAACCACCCGAAUCUACGUCUGUUGAAUCAUACAAUGUGUGGGCCCAUCACUCAGACGAAGCUACUCGGCAGUAACAAGACUGGAAUUUUUCAGUAUCCGUGGAUGGCGUUAAUCGCAUACGAUACUGGAAGACCAAAUCCGGAAUUCCGUUGUGGCGGCACGGUCAUCUCCUCGCGCUACGUCCUCACCGCUGCUCAUUGUGUUACCUUCCUUCCAGGGGGUAAGGAAAAAACUAUAAAGUCAUAUUGCCAUAAUUAUUCUCCAGAUCUACGACUAAUAAGCGUCAGGGUAGGAGAUCACGACUUAAGCAAGGAACGUGAUUGCGAUACGAAUAUCAAAGGACUUGAGAUCGUGUGUGCCGAGAGGUAUCAGGAUUUCGGUGUGGAAAGUGUCCACUUCCAUCCGGAAUAUACGAGAACAAAGCUGCAAAAUGACAUCGCGCUUAUUAGAUUGAAUAGUACAGUGGAUUUCAGACCUCAGAAUGUCAAACCCAUUUGUCUGCCGUUUGGCACUGCGACGACACUACGUCAUAAAAAAGUUGUAGUGACCGGUUGGGGCACGACGGAGUUGGGUCUACGCAAUCAAGAACUCCUGCAAGUGACGCUGACACUAGUGGACAAUAAACAGUGUAAGGAAAUGUACAGGCCGACCAUGCAGAUCUGGUAUAAGCAGCUAUGUGUCAGUGGCCGAAAGUACGUGAACUUCUGUUUGGCCAAUAGCGGUGAUCUCCUGCAGGCACCUGGUAUAUACAAUAAUAGAUCAAUACGCAUGAUCCAGUACGGUGUGGUCAGCUACGGACUGAAUCAGUGCGGCACUGAGGGAUUUCCUGGUGUCUAUACCAAUGUCGCCUACUACAUGGACUGGAUUCUCAACACACUGACCGAUUAAAACAAAACUAAAAUAUUGCGGAACGAAGUCUUUUAUAUCGAAUAUUUUUAAUCUCUAUUUGGAAAAUGUUAACGCAAACGCGGUAAUCUCAAUUGUGAUGAGAAUGAGAAAACAACUUUGGCGAGGCGUUCGAUAAACAGUACGUAAAUAAAUAAGACUGAUUUCAAAAGAUUA